This is a messenger RNA of Linum trigynum, 957 nucleotides long. The record is from the annotation of a GenBank genome assembly. NCBI's taxonomy places the organism in Eukaryota, Viridiplantae, Streptophyta, Magnoliopsida, Malpighiales, Linaceae.
AUGUACGUGAUGAAGUGUAGCCGAGAUGGUAGUUUUGAGGAGGGAGAAGUGAACCCAUAUGGUAAUAUCCAACUCAGCCCUUCUGCGGGCGUCUUGAACUAUGGACAGGGAUUAUUUGAAGGCUUGAAGUCGUAUAGAAAAGAAGACGGCGGGGUGCUCCUGUUCCGCCCAGAGCUGAAUGCAAAGAGAAUGAUGAUGGGAGCAGAAAGAAUGUGCAUGCCUUGCCCUUCCCUUCACCAGUUCGUUGAAGCCGUGAAACAAACUGCCCUCGCCAACAAACGCUGGGUGCCGCCUCAUGGUAAAGGGACACUGUACAUGAGGCCAAUGCUCCUGGGAACUGGUGCGGUUCUAGGUCUUGCUCCGGCCCCCGAGUACACGUUCCUCGUUUACGCUUCCCCUGUCAGCGACGACUACUUCAAGGGCAGUGGAGGGUUGAACUUGUACGUGGAGGAAGAGUAUGAUCGCUCUGCUCGCUUGGGGACUGGAGGAGUUAAAUCAAUCUGCAAUUACGCCCCUGCUUUGAAAGCUAUGGGCAGGGCAAAAAGCAGGGGAUUUUCGGAUGUCCUGUAUCUCGACUCUGUGGAGAAGAAGAAUCUGGAAGAAGCAUCUGCAUGCAAUGUUUUCGUUGUCAAGGGGAAUGUUAUUUCAACACCUGCUGCCAGGGGAACCAUUCUACCCGGUGUCACUCGGAAAUCCAUCAUUGAAAUUGCCCGUGACCACGGCUACCAGGUUGAAGAAGGUGUUGUUCCAGUGGAUCAACUUCUGGACGCGGAUGAAGUUUUCUGUACUGGCACUGCCGUUGUUGUCGCGCCUGUGGACACCAUCACAUAUCGAGAUCAAAGGGUACAAUACAAAACAGGGGUUGGAUCGGUGACGUCGGAAUUGUAUUCCACUCUAGUGGGGAUUCAAAGAGGCGUUGUUGAGGACAAGAAAGGCUGGACCGUCGAGAUUAGUUGA